AUGACCGAUCGUCGCUGGGUCGCUAUUACGGACAUUGCCGGACCGAUUGGGUUCACAAUGUCAAUUUUUUCGAACUCGGUGCUGUUAUCGUUGAUAUUCUCAAGCAGCUCUCCAAUUAAAGGAGCUUACAAAAAUAUGUUGAUAGUGUUGUGUAUAUUCACUAUGUUCUACUCUUUUGUUGAAAUAAUGCUUCAACCGUUGAUUCAUAUUUAUGAUGACACGCUGUUCUUGAUCCACCGGAAAAGAUUUGACCUGUCUAAAGGAAUUACACGUUUGAUACCUACAACAUAUUGUUGGUGUUAUGCAAUGAGUUUCUCAUUAUUCGCCCUCCAGUUUUUGUACAGAUAUGUGGCAGUUUGCAAACCUCACUUAGUUGUUUUUUUUACUGGAUGCUAUUUCUAUUAUUGGUUGGCACUCAUCUUAUCACUUGCUACAAGUUGGGGGCUUACUGCAGCUUUUAUGUUCCCGCAAACCAAUCGAACAACUGAAAGCUUCAACUACGUAAUAAAAACUUCUUAUGACUUAGAUCCUUAUUGGACGGAUUAUGUUGCCUAUAAAUAUUUUGACACCGAUGAGAAUCAUGUGAGAUGGGUGAAUGUUCUUAGUUUAUUUGGAGUCUUGCAGCACGGAUUAGUAAUUACGUUGAGUUUUGGAACCUUAUUCUACUGUGGAAUUAAAACUUAUCUCAGCAUUACUGAACAUGUUGGAAUGUCCAGCAAGACCCGAAGUCUUCAACUUCAACUAUUCCGUGCUUUAGUUGCUCAGACAUGUCUUCCAAUGCUCAUGAUGUACAUGCCAAUAGGAUUCAUGUUUUCUUGCCCUUACUUUGAUUUGCAACUUGGAGCAGUCACAAACUAUCAAACCGUCAUGGCACAGUUAUACCCAGGAAUCGACCCAUUUAUGUUGCUAUUUCUUAUUAACGCCUACAGAAAGACAGUGUUAAGCUUGAUCUGUCCUAAUUUUAUCCAGAAAAAAUAUGUUCAAACGGCAACUACUCGUGAUGGCACAGAUGCCUCGGCAACAAUGAAUUCUGUUAAAUCUACACAGUUAUAA
Messenger RNA from Caenorhabditis elegans, 1053 nucleotides. It is a transcript of the gene str-116, whose product is annotated as Serpentine receptor class r-10. The record is from RefSeq and is marked reviewed. The transcript is spliced from 7 exons. NCBI's taxonomy places the organism in Eukaryota, Metazoa, Nematoda, Chromadorea, Rhabditida, Rhabditidae. The coding region runs from base 1 to 1053 and encodes 350 amino acids. Gene Ontology annotation, cellular component: ciliary membrane. Gene Ontology annotation, biological process: detection of chemical stimulus involved in sensory perception of smell.